GUAAUAAACCUCUGAUCAGUGUGUAAUCUCUCACAUGGAGUGACAGCAGAAACAUAUUCAUCUGACAGUCACACUUGAGUCCCGCUGUCUUCUGAAACAGGUUGUAGGUGCUGCUGAUGUUCACUGCUCUGACUGAAAACACACAUGGCCAUGAAAAACUGGACGGCAGGAACGCAGUGCGUCGCUAAAAAGGACCACUGCAAACCCAAAGAUGGUGAAAUCUCGUAUCACAAAGGCGACAUCUUGACUCUCGUGGGGCCUGGAAUGAGAAAAGGAGAAUACACUGCCAGACACAACACAACAGGGGAGGAAGGACAGGUUUCAGGCUCCAAUCUCAGAGAAAGAGAAGCGCUGCGUAUAGACCCAAAACUGAGCCUCAUGCCAUGGUUUCAUGGCAAAAUAGCCGGACAGCAAGCCGUGGACAAACUCAAGCCCACGGAAGACGGGCUUUUCUUGGUGCGGGAAUCGGUUCGGCAUCCUGGAGACUUCGUGCUGUGCGUUUGCUUCAGUCAGAAAGUGUUUCACUAUCGCGUGAUCUACCAGGACAAUAAACUGACCAUCGACAACAUGCAGUUCUUCGACAACCUCAUCGACAUGAUUGAGUUUUACAGCAGAAAUCGAGGCGCCAUCGCUACAUUAUUACUAAAACCCAAGAAGAAGGAAGGCCUGAAAUCUGCCGAGACCAAGCUGCUGAAAUCCGGGUGGCUUCUUGAUCUCUCAAAGCUGACGUUAGGAGAAAUCAUCGGGGAAGGAGAGUUCGGUGCGGUGUUUGCAGGUGAAUACACCGGACAGCGAGUUGCAGUUAAAAUCAUCAAAUGUGAUGUGACGGCGCAGGCUUUCCUCGAGGAGACUUCAGUCAUGACAAACCUCCAUCAUAAGAAUCUGGUGCCGUUAUUAGGAGUUAUUCUGCAUAACGGGCUUCAUAUAGUCACAGAGUUAAUGACGAAGGGGAAUCUGGUGAAUUUUCUUCGUUCACGAGGACGUUUCGCUGUUAGUGUGAUUCAGCUGCUGCGAUUCGCAUUAGAUGUAUGUGAAGGAAUGGAGCACCUGGAGUCAAAGAAGCUCCUGCAUCGAGAUCUGGCUGGACGCAACAUUCUCGUCUCUGAAGACGGUGUCGCCAAAAUCAGUGAUUUCGGUUUGGCGAGGGUCGGUUCAAUGGCGGUCGACAACUCAAAGUUACCCGUGAAGUGGACAGCACCAGAAGCCUUGAAGAAUAAAAAAUUCUCCACUCAGUCAGACGUCUGGAGUUACGGAGUGCUUUUAUGGGAAAUCUUCUCAUACGGCAGACAACCGUAUCCCAAAAUGACUGUGAAUGAGGUGAAGGAGUGUGUGGAAAAGGGUUACCGGAUGGAUCCUCCAGACGAGUGUCCCGCAGACGUUUACAGCAUCAUGACGUCCUGCUGGCAGACGGAGCCCAAGAAGAGGCCGUCGUUCCACAAACUGCGAGAGCGACUGGAGAAAGAGCUGAAACUGCACACAUGAGGUUUACCCAACGCUCAGGCUGCGUGUCCACGCAAGCGCAAUGCUAAUAAUGCGUAGCUGUGAACGUGUUUUGCAGCACAUUGCUGGCUGUUAAUAUACAGAGUAACCUGCGCUGUACCGUUAAAAGUUGAAAGUCUUUAGCAGAUUAUUUAUUUAUUGUUUCGCCCCACCUCCACUGUGAUUGGACGGCUAGCUCAAAAGAGACACUGAUAUGCACUGAUAUAAGCGCCCGCUCAGUGCAUCACUACGCUGAAAAAUGCAAAGCUAGCAUUGACAACAACAGAAAACAGUCAACUUCGGUGGACGUACAGCCUCACUUUUACUUCGUUCUUUUGUAAACGCACAUUAUAUUUAUGUGUUAGGUUUGAUUUUAUGGCUUUUGGUUGAUUGGGUGAAUUUCUGGAAAGCGUGUUCAGGCACUUCAUCACACAAUCAAAAGUAUAAUCGGGAUUUUGCAUGAAAGUUAAGCCUAUUUUAGGAUAAUACAUUCCUUUGUUGUAUUUUCUUGACAAUUAAGAAGACUUUAACUCUUGACUAGUGUUGUCACGGUACUGGCAUUCAGUACCAAUCGCUACUGAAAUUUUAAAAACGUCCAUUUCCUGCUAACAUUUGAGCACGUUCUUAAACAGCACUGAUUUG
Molecule: messenger RNA, 2121 nt
Organism: Danio rerio (zebrafish)
Lineage: Eukaryota; Metazoa; Chordata; Actinopteri; Cypriniformes; Danionidae
Source: RefSeq, a predicted model, not a curated record